Messenger RNA from Habropoda laboriosa, 728 nucleotides. It is a transcript of the gene RpL13, whose product is annotated as 60S ribosomal protein L13. Gene Ontology annotation, cellular component: cytosolic large ribosomal subunit; ribosome. The transcript has 4 exons. Gene Ontology annotation, biological process: translation. The record is from RefSeq and is a predicted model, not a curated record. Bases 69 to 728 code for a protein of 219 amino acids. NCBI's taxonomy places the organism in Eukaryota, Metazoa, Arthropoda, Insecta, Hymenoptera, Apidae. Gene Ontology annotation, molecular function: RNA binding; structural constituent of ribosome.
AUAAUAUAUUUGUGAUUUUAGGGUAUAACAAGCAGAAACAUUUUUUGACAUUAAUCAGGAGUUUAACCAUGGGGAAGAGAAAUAAUAUGAUCCCUAAUGGGCAUUUCCAUAAAGACUGGCAAAGAUUUGUCAAAACUUGGUUUAAUCAACCAGCUAGAAAAUACCGUCGUAAACAAAGCCGUGUAAAGAAAGCUCGUGCAGUUGCACCAAGACCUGUCAAGCUUUUGAGACCUGUUGUUCACUGCCCAACAUUCCGUUAUCAUACAAAAGUUAGAGCUGGUAAAGGUUUCACAUUAGAGGAGCUAAAAGCUAAUGGUUUGAACAAAAGGUUUGCUAAGACUAUUGGAAUUGCAGUAGAUCCUAGAAGACGUAACAAAUCAGUUGAAUCUUUGCAAACAAAUGCUCAAAGAUUGAAAGAAUACAAAUCGAAAUUGAUUCUCUUCCCACAAAAUGAAAAGAAACCUAAGAAGGGUGAUGCAACUGAAGAGGAGAUAAAACUUGCAACACAAGUUAAAGGAGAAAUCAUGCCAGUAAGACAUCAAGCACCAGCUAAAGCUAAGGCUCGUGUCAUUUCUGAGGAAGAGAAGAAAUUCUCUGCAUAUGUAACUCUUCGUAAGGCUAGGGCUGAUGCUAGAUUAGUGGGUAUUCGCGCAAAACGUGUGAAGGAAGCGGCAGAAAAUCCAGAUGAUGUUACCAAGGUUGCUAAGGACAAAAAGCCUAAGAAGUAA